This is a messenger RNA of Panicum virgatum (switchgrass), 1332 nucleotides long. Its product is annotated as polyubiquitin-like. Lineage: Eukaryota; Viridiplantae; Streptophyta; Magnoliopsida; Poales; Poaceae. The transcript is spliced from 2 exons. The record is from RefSeq and is a predicted model, not a curated record. Gene Ontology annotation, biological process: modification-dependent protein catabolic process; protein ubiquitination. The coding region runs from base 158 to 1075 and encodes 305 amino acids. Gene Ontology annotation, cellular component: cytoplasm; nucleus. Gene Ontology annotation, molecular function: protein tag activity; ubiquitin protein ligase binding.
CCGCUGGGCCCCACACCGCCUCUAAUAAAUUGGCAGCCUCCUUUCGGUUCCUCAUCCAUCCAAAAACCCCUCAAAAAAAAAAAAAAUCCCCAAUCUCUCGAAGCAGUUCUCCGAGCGACCGAGGCGAAUCGAAGGAGUCUCUCACGAUCCUAUCAAGAUGCAGAUCUUCGUUAAGACCCUCACCGGCAAGACCAUCACUCUCGAAGUUGAGUCCUCGGACACCAUUGAUAAUGUCAAGGCUAAGAUCCAGGACAAGGAAGGCAUUCCUCCUGACCAGCAGAGGCUCAUCUUUGCUGGCAAGCAGCUUGAGGAUGGCCGCACCCUCGCUGAUUACAACAUUCAGAAGGAGUCAACCCUCCACCUAGUCCUCCGUCUGCGUGGUGGUAUGCAGAUUUUUGUCAAGACCCUCACUGGCAAGACCAUCACCCUUGAGGUUGAGUCCUCAGACACCAUUGACAACGUGAAGACUAAGAUCCAGGACAAGGAAGGCAUCCCCCCUGACCAGCAGAGGCUCAUCUUUGCUGGCAAGCAGCUUGAGGAUGGUCGCACCCUCGCUGACUACAACAUUCAGAAGGAGUCCACCCUCCACCUGGUGCUCCGUUUGCGUGGUGGUAUGCAGAUUUUUGUCAAAACCCUCACUGGCAAGACCAUCACCCUUGAGGUUGAGUCCUCGGACACCAUCGACAAUGUUAAGGCAAAAAUCCAGGACAAGGAGGGCAUUCCCCCAGACCAGCAGCGUCUCAUCUUCGCUGGUAAGCAGCUUGAGGAUGGCCGUACACUUGCCGACUACAACAUCCAGAAGGAGUCCACCCUCCACCUGGUGCUCCGUCUGCGUGGUGGCAUGCAGAUCUUCGUCAAGACCCUCACCGGCAAGACCAUCACCCUGGAGGUGGAGUCCUCUGACACCAUUGACAACGUGAAGGCGAAGAUCCAGGAUAAGGAGGGCAUCCCCCCAGACCAGCAGCGUCUGAUCUUUGCCGGCAAGCAGCUGGAGGAUGGCCGCACCUUGGCGGACUACAACAUCCAGAAGGAGUCCACCCUUCACCUGGUGCUCCGCCUCCGUGGUGGCCAGUAAGUCCUAGGCCAUGGAGUUGGCUUUUGUCCCUGUGUUCACAAGUAUGGUGCAGGUGCCUCCUGUGUCUCUGGAGAUUGUCUGUGUUUCGUGUCCUCGUCGAGUCGUGGUCGUUUGUCUGUCCGAUGUCGAGUCAUGUGGUCUGGUUGUAUUUGUGAACAUGAGCUGCUGUGCAGCAGCUUCGUUGAACCAUGUUAUGAAUAAGUGAACCCUAAACUUCAUGUGGCAAUCUGAUUGUUCUUGGUUUCUGCCUUUCUUGA